GCAAUUUCACAAAAUAAAAUCUAUUUGUUUAUAAAAUUUGUUUAAAUAUUGGCCUUAACGGACGAUGGCAGGCAACAAAAAGAUUGAAGAAGGCCUCGAGCUCAUUAAAAGUGCCGAAAAACAUUUAAAAACUUCCCUGCUCAAGUGGAGACCGGACUACGAAAGUGCCGCCGACGACUACAACAAGGCGGCGACUUGCUUCAAAAACGCCAAGUCCUACCAGCAAUGUAAAGAUUGUCUGCUGAAAGCCGCCGAGUACCAUCAACAGAACCGCGGCCUGUUUUAUGCUGCUAAGGCUCUAGACCAGUGCAUAUUGAUAUGCAAAGAAAUGGGCGAUAUUAGGGAUAUUUACGUUAUGGCCGAGCGUGCCGCAUACAUGUUUCAGAGUCAAGGGAAUCCAGAUUCGGCUGUGGCGACUUUAGAGAAAACUGCCAAGAUAUUAGAGUCUCAGGUACCGAUGGAGGCUUUGAAUCUUUAUAGGCAUGCUGCUGAAAUUUCCGGGAUUCAAGAUAAUCAACGUGCAUCGGCAGAAUACACGAGUAAAGUGGCAAGAAUCCACGUCAAAUUGCAACAGUUCGACGAAGCUGCAGACGCGAUUAGACGAGAAAUCGGCCUCCAUCAAGCUCAUGAGUCAAUUCAAGCCGUCGGCCGUUUGGUAGUGGCCCUAGUACUGGUCCAAUUGGCCAGAGGCGACAUUGUUGCUGCUGAAAAAGCUUUCAAAGAAUGGGGUAAUUACUGCGAUCCGCCCGAAAUCCAAAACCUGGAAAUGCUGUUGCAAGCCUACGACGAAGAGGACAGAGACAACGCAAUAAGGGCCCUGAACGACCCGUUCAUCAAACACAUGGACGUCGAGUACGCGAUUUUGGCGAGAGAUUUGCGUUUGCCUCAGGGCAAUGCCGUUGUACAGAAGAAACCUAUCGUUGAAAACGCCACUGAUGAAUAUAAGAGGGUGCGACCUCAAAAUGAUGAGUAUGUUCCAACUGACUCCUACAAAGCUGGGGACAACAAUGAAGAAGCUUCCAGCGGACACCAGCCCGAAGACGAUGACGAAUACUCAGGAGGAGGAUUGUGCUAGAACUUAUUCUCAAUAUCAACACAAACAGUAAUUUUGCUCUCGCUAUUACACUUAAAAAUUAUCCAAAUUAGAAUAAUAAUAAUAACUUGCUAAAAGCGAAAUUUUACUUAGAUGUAACUUAAAUGUUCCGUACUAUUUUUGUGUAAGUAUAAGUAGGGGUAUAUGUAUAUAUUUUUUCGCCACAAUAAGCCAUAUUAUAGUGGUGUAUUUUGAUAAAAGUAAACAGUGGAACUUCAAUUGCACGGGCACGAAAAUUGGAAAAAAUCACAUCAGUCUCAUUUUUGCAUAUGUAUGAGUAAGCCUAUAAAGACAAUCAAGAAUGAACACAUAAUUGAGGUUCCAUAUUGUAGACAUUAUCAGGAUUAUUUUUAUAUGUUCAGUAUAUUGAAAAAUGCUAUUCAAUUUUAUUUGCUCGUCCAUGCACUCGCUUUUCCUAAUAGGGGAGGAAUCGUGUCACUGGCCAGCAGGAGGACCUUGGAAAAUGAGUGGAGGGGGUCGGCGAAAUCGUCUCAUUAUCUACUGUUGGAGCAAGCAAAGAAUUUAUUAUAAUCCUGGUAUAUACCCAGAUUUUAUAUACUGACCUGUUGGAAACAUACAGAAUGUCCAAAAUAUCAUGUCCCACUUAUUGCUAACUUGGAAUCAGAAAAGAUACAAGUUCAGUUAAAAAGAUAGCAAUAGUGGUAGGUACAUUGUAUUUUAGACACCCUGUAUAUGUAUUUAUAUACCCACCACUGACAUUAAAAUGUUUUAUCAGAGGCAUAAGAAACCUUAAUUAUUGCUUAGCAUACCAAAAAAUUAAUUAAAUGUAGUAUUUAUUGUGAUCGAUAUUGUUGCAUUUUUAGCUGCUAAAUUAUAAAUUGGCAUAAAUCUGUAAAUAAAAUACAGCUAAUAGUUGUACGAUUAAUUUUAAACACACUCGUUAUAUUGUGAAAUAAAAACAACCAAAACAUAGGAAAAUAGUUUUUAUUUUAUAAUUAAAUAUAUUAUAUACAAAUAACAGAUUGGGUUUUUUGACAGAGACGUUACACGGGGGACUGAAAAACCAUUGAAGAGGUUCAUUUUGUUGCACAGAGUAUUUAUCAGCUAAUUUUGACUAGAACCAUUGAAACAGUUUAAAAAGGGCAGUUACAUUAUUAGGUAUACUAAAAAUAUGUGGCUUUUUUUUUUUUAAAUAUAUGUAUAUCCUAACUACGUAUCUAAGUAAAUUGACCCAAAUUGGACAUUUUGUCUAAAGACAAGACUAACAAAACAUUGCUAAUUGUAUUUGAAAAAAAAUUUAAGCUCGAAAUAAUAGGUAUUUUCAAAUAAUUAACCGACCAAUUUGAGCCACAAUAAUAAUAAUUGUAUAUUUAAAAAAUAAAAUAUUUGAAAUAACCUCACAGUCGUAGAGAUAUUUUAGCACAAGUCAUAUAAAUAACAACAAAGAAUAAUUUCACAAGACAUGCUCCAUAAAUGCAAUAAUACUUUGGUGUGACUCCAUUUAGUUGCAACUUAUCGUUUCGAUACAAUAAAUCACACAAACAUCGACACUUGACCAAAAUAAACUAAAGGUGGGUUCAAUGUAAAAACAUUGAACAAUUAAUUGACUACUUAUUUAUUUAGGCUUUCCCAUAGUUCGUCGUCACCCCAUUUGUCUUCCACCACAGGUUUCUUGGCUUCUUUUUUCUUUUCUUUCCGAUUUGUCGCUUUAGCUUCCGUGGGCGACGUAGUUAUACUAUUACUAGCACUAGCGGAAUAUUCCCUUGAAUUAUAAUCAGAUUGGUAUCCUCCGGUGGGCGUGUCAUUCUGAUAGCCCCAACUAGAUGAUUCCCAAUUUGGCGAUUUUGGACUAGAGGCUCUGGAAGGUAAGAAUUAUACCAUUAUUGCUUGCAAUUUAAAACUCUUCAGGGUAAAAAAGACCUUUAAAAGGAAAAAAAUUAAGUAUCACAAUCAUUAAAAACUUCCUAAAUAUUAAUAAGUAUGUACUUGUUUUUGUCUACUUAAAAAUCCUCCCAAAAGGCAUCGAUGAUGCUUUAAUGCUCUCCUAGUAAUGUAAUUUCCAGUAAUAUAACUCUACUAAAAGAAAUUUAAUUUUAAAAACUAAAUAAGUUCAACCUAAAGAGCCAAUAAAUAGGAACAUUGUCAAGAAAACUUCAUAUCCUGAAUUCGGAGUCAUUACUCUGAUUCUAUGAAAGUUUCGCAAGAUCCUGAAUCUCAAUUAAUUACUUUGCAAAGUUCCUUCUGUGACAAUAUUGUUAGGAUUUUCAUAUUCAUAGGACCUUCAGAUUCUUAAUUAUUGUUUUCUUGCAAAAGUUCUGUUUUUCCUUGAGAAGAUUUUACAGAUCUUCAGAUCCCAUGAACUCCCAGAAUAUUGUAAAUUUCUUGUCGCCUUUAUGAAGAAAGUCCAGAAAAUUUCUAUAGGGUCUAAAUUCUAAUCUUUUCGUGCAAAUUUUUAAUUCUUUGAAAAGUCUGCCAAGAUUCUGAAUCUCCACUCAUUACUUUCUAAUCUUCCUGGUUUCUUCUUAGAAUUUUCAGAUCCCCUCAGAUUCGUAGGUCCUUCAAAUCCUUAACUAAUUGUUCUUUUGCAAAUGUUCUGUUUUUCUUCAAGUCAAUGAGAUUCUGGACUUAAGAUCCUGAAAUCUGAGUCAUUAAUAUGCGAAUUUCUUGAUUUUUGUUUGGAAAUAUUUAUUUUCAAGAUCCUGAAUAUCCAGUCGAUACUUUGCAGAUUUCCUAAUGAUUUUUCUUUGAGAAAAGUGUCCAAAUUGUGAGAUUCUGCGAUGAUUGAAAAAGUUUCAGUGAUUUUGGGAAGAAAAACAGCCUCUUACUUUGCAAGUUCCCUUAUUUUUCUCUAGAAACACUUUUAAGAUCCUGCAUCUACAAGUAUCACUUUGCAAACUUUCUGGUUUUUCUGAGAGAAGAUGUUUGAGUUAUUACUUUGCAUAUUUCGUGAUUUUUCUCUGAUGAGACCCUCAAAAUCAUGGGUGUUGAGUUUUUGCUUUGCAAACUUCCUGGUUCUUCUAAGAUAAGAUACUUUUUAGUUAGACUCUUCAGAUAUUUAAGUUCUUUGUUGAAUUGUUGCCUUGCAAAAGUUUUAUUUUCCUUGAAAAGAUUUUACAGAUCUUCAGAAACUGGACCCCCAGACUAUUAAAAAUGACUUGGGGCCUUUAUGAAAAAAGUCCAGAAACCUUAUAUUAUUGAGUCAUUACUUUGCGAAUUUCCUGACUCUUGUUUGAGAUCCUGAAUAACCAGUCAAUACUUUGUAGAUUUCCUAGUUGUUCUAACGAUCUUUUCAGAUCUUCUAAGGCCGGUCCUCCAUUAAUGCGCCAACAAUUUGUUUCUGGCGAAUGGAAGACAAAUGUCGUAAGAAAAUUCUCGAGUUUGUUCACUUCUAACUGUUUUUCAUUGACGUUGCACAUUACUUUUUGUUGGAAUCACUCGUAAAAAUACCUUCAACCUCAAAAUCGAUGUACUUUUUAACCCUCUUCAAGGUUUGUAUGCGAAAAUGGGGCACCUAAAUAUGUCACAAUGUGACGGUCUAAUAGGUCUGUCUCUGCAGAAAUCACAAACCCAUCAGAGCGAAUUUCAUUGGUUGAAAACAGUCCUAAUAUUAUUAUUAUUAAAUGCCUAAUCAGUCUACAAUAUGUGUUACAUCGUUUUGGUUAUUCUAGUUACUCACUUUGAUCCUUGUUGACUUCCAGUACUCCAAUCAUCCCCGAAACCGUUUCCACUGCCAACCAAAGAAGACCUUUCUCCCGGCGAAUGGUAAUUCUCUCCACCGACUUGCCCAUACCCACCAGAUUGGUAACCUGGCGGAGACGCUGUAGUACCUCCCAUUUCCUUCCAACCUUUGCGACCCAACUCUCCC
Messenger RNA from Ceutorhynchus assimilis (cabbage seed weevil), 4919 nucleotides. NCBI's taxonomy places the organism in Eukaryota, Metazoa, Arthropoda, Insecta, Coleoptera, Curculionidae. The record is from the annotation of a GenBank genome assembly.